AUGGGUGAUGUUGCGCCAGAAGUCGAGAUAUCACAGUACACUAAGGAUAAGGCGAGUUGCACAAGAAUUUCAAUUGAAUCCUACUACUCGAAACGUGUCACACAAUGCGCCGAACGCGAGAAUCGUUUGAAAAAGUUGGAGGAGGAUAUGUCUGCGAGAGGACUCAGCGAUGACGAGAAAGACGAGAAACGCAAAAUUCAUCAUUCCAAGGAAACCGACUACCUCCGUCUUAAACGAACUCGUCUGACGGUUAACGACUUUGAAAGUCUUAAAGUGAUUGGUAGAGGAGCGUUCGGAGAGGUGCGACUCGUUCAAAAACACGAUACCGGACAUAUCUAUGCGAUGAAAAUUCUUCGCAAGAGUGAAAUGGUUGAGAAGGAGCAAACGGCUCAUGUUCGUGCCGAGAGAGACAUAUUGUCGGAAGCUGACUGUGAUUGGGUCGUGAAGAUGUACUACUCGUUCCAGGACUACUCGAAUCUAUACUUGGUCAUGGAGUUCUUGCCCGGAGGUGAUAUGAUGACUCUACUCAUAAAGAAAGACACCCUCACCGAGGAAGCCACUCAGUUCUACGUCGCCGAAGCCGCGCUUGCCAUCCAAUUCAUUCAUAAUCUCGGAUUCAUACAUCGCGACAUCAAACCGGACAACCUCCUCCUAGAUGCAAGAGGUCAUGUCAAACUGUCGGACUUUGGAUUGUGCACUGGACUUAAGAAAUUCCAUCGCACCGAUCAUUAUCGCAACUGGCCGGUAACACUUCCACCGGAUUUCAUCUCGAAACCGUUCGAAUCGAAGAGAAAAGCGGAAACUUGGAAGAGAAAUCGCCGUGCAUACGCCUACUCUACCGUUGGUACUCCCGAUUAUAUUGCACCCGAAGUCUUCCAGCCAAAUGGAUACACUAAGAGUUGUGACUGGUGGAGUCUUGGUGUGAUAAUGUAUGAGAUGCUUAUUGGAUAUCCUCCAUUCUGCUCUGAACUUCCACAAGAAACCUAUCGGAAAGUGAUCAACUGGCAACAAACCCUCGUCUUCCCAUCAGAUGUUCCAAUUAGCAUAGAAGCCAAAGCGACCAUCAAAAGAUUCUGCUGCGAAGCCGAACGCCGUCUUGGCAAUCAUGGAGGACUCGACGAGAUCAAGCAGUGUCCAUUCUUCCGCCGAAUCGAUUGGAAUCAUAUCAGAGAGCGUCCACCACCGAUUCGCGUCACUGUGAAGAGCAUCGAUGACACAUCGAAUUUCGACGAUUUCCCGGAUGAGGACUUAUCUUGGCCAACAUCGACACUGAUCCGUCCUGAAGAGCAGCCUGGCCGGCGUGGAGAGUUCGUUGAUUUCACCUACAAACGCUUCGAUGGUUUGACACAGAAGAUGCGGUAUAGCGACUUGAAGAAGCAAGCUAAGAAGAACAAGAAAGGACAAGGAAGUUCCGACUAA
Caenorhabditis briggsae is the source of this 1419-nucleotide messenger RNA. It is a transcript of the gene Cbr-sax-1, whose product is annotated as Protein CBR-SAX-1. Gene Ontology annotation, molecular function: protein serine/threonine kinase activity; ATP binding. Bases 1 to 1419 code for a protein of 472 amino acids. The transcript has 11 exons. The record is from RefSeq and is a predicted model, not a curated record. Gene Ontology annotation, biological process: peptidyl-serine phosphorylation; intracellular signal transduction. NCBI's taxonomy places the organism in Eukaryota, Metazoa, Nematoda, Chromadorea, Rhabditida, Rhabditidae.